GGUGGCCGCUCUCAGGUUUCUUUCCAGUUGUGGUAUUGAAUGCACCUUUUGAGUACGCGCAUUAAAUUGAUGUGUAGUUGUACGUGGUGUGUUUUUGUUAAAAGUUUUGAUACUUAAUUUUUAUUGAAUUUUACGUAUACGAUCAAACAAGUUCAAACUAUACUAAAAUGCCGAAAGGAAAAACCAAAAGAUUUAUUGACAAGAAGAAUUCUGUUACAUUCCAUCUGGUCCAUCGUUCACAAAAAGACCCAUUAGUGGCGGAUGAAACUGCACCACAAAGAGUACUUGUACCAGCUGGUGACACACAAGCUGCUAAAACAGAAAAAAAGGCAGGAGAUAGUGAAAAACGCAUAGAAGAGCAACGCAAAUUUGGAAUCUAUUAUGACGAUGAUUAUGAUUACCUGCAACACCUCAGAGAUGUUAAAUCACUUUCAGUUGAGUGGCAACGUGUUGAGAAUACAAAUGUUCCCAAGAGCUCUGAUGACAAAGAUGUUCCAAAAAUUAACUUACCAUCUUCUGUAUUUGCUUCAAAUGUCGAGGAAAAGGUUGGCAUGCUCAACAAAGCAGCACCAGUUUCUCUACAGUUGAAUGUUGAUCCAGAUGUGUUCGCAGCAAUGGAUGAUGAUUUUGAUUAUGAUGAUCCUGAAAAUCAAUUAGAGGAUAAUUUUAUUGAAUUGGCUAAUGGUGGAAAUAGUGAUGACGAUGGUUUUGAUAAAGAAUAUGAAUAUGAAUUGGACGAAUCAGACAAUGAAUAUGAUAAGUCGGAUAUCUCUUCUGAGAGUCACAUGAAAUUCUCUGAUAAAGAAGAUGAAGAUGAAGAUGAAGUAGGUAGCUUGAAGGGACCUCAGUAUACAUUCAAGGAUGAGGAGACAAAGUCACGAUUUACAGACUAUUCUAUGAGUAGUAGUGUGAUAAGAAGAAAUGAACAACUCACGCUACUAGAUGAUAAAUUCGAAAAGAUGUAUGCUGUGUAUGAUGAAAGUGAGAUUGGUGCUUUAGAUUGCGAUGAAAUUGAAGGAUAUAUUGCACAUGAUUCGGAUCUUGUACUGCAGUGUGCAGAAGAAUUUGAGAAGAAACAAAAAGAAGAUACAGAAAAUAUCGCGGAACUUAUGAGAGAUAGAAUGAAGAUCAUAGAAAGAGAAAGUUCAGGUUCAGAAGAUGAAGCUGAUUUAGAAAAGCUUGUCGUAGAUGCCCGGCAAAAAGAUAAAUGGGACUGUGAGAGUAUUCUUAGCACAUAUAGUAACAUUUACAAUCACCCUAAAUUGAUAUCUGAACCUAAGCGUUUACAGAAAAUUAAAAUUGACCCAAAAACUGGUAUACCAAAAGAUAUAUUAGGUAAUACAUCUGGGAAAUUAACUUCUCAAAUGUUAAACCGAUUUAAUUCUGAGAAUGAUACAUUAAAAUCAAAAGACACACAAUCUGUACCAGAAAGUAGGAAAUCUACUUUAAGUAUGCUAAGCGUAAGGCUUAACGGAGAAACUUCUGACGAGAGAAGAAAAAGAAAAAAAUUAAUCAAAGAAUACAGAAAGGAGAGAAGGAUAGAACGAAAAGCGAAUACAGAGGCGUUUAAAGAAGAAAAGAAACACCAAGAGAAGAUUCGGUUGAAUAACAGGCUAUUCAUUCGUCAUGGAUACCAUGUAUUAUAAAACUUCAUGAAAAAUACCUUUCGUAGGCUAAAACACGAUUUUAUAGUUUGGAUUUCAAUAUCAUAUGUAGAAAGAUACACAUCAUUGUGUAUUGAAAACAUUAUCUACAGUAUAUUAAUCCCUUGUUUUAGCAUUUAUUUGUUGAAUUUGUAAGACAUGUAUCCAUUUAAAUUUAUAUUCAGAAAGAACAAAAAUAUAUAUAUGUAACUCUAUAUAUAUCUGUUUUACACAAUCUUGUAGAAUUUUUUGAGAAUUUUGUUAUUACAAAACAAUAAGAUUAAGUUUUAAAUUUGUGAUUAACGUGUACAUUUAACUCGCGUAAGUACAACGUCUGGGAAAUGUUAUUGCAACACAAGGGAAUACCAACAUGAAGUAUACCUCUCUUUUACAAAAAUUAUUCUACUGUCUUUUUUAAAAUUAAAACUGUAUAUAUAUAAACAUAUAUAUGUAAUAUACAAAGUGGAAUCAAUA
Messenger RNA from Odontomachus brunneus, 2117 nucleotides. RefSeq names its product protein LTV1 homolog (gene LTV1). Gene Ontology annotation, cellular component: cytosol; nucleus; preribosome, small subunit precursor. Gene Ontology annotation, biological process: ribosomal small subunit biogenesis; ribosomal small subunit export from nucleus. The record is from RefSeq and is a predicted model, not a curated record. The transcript is spliced from 7 exons. Lineage: Eukaryota; Metazoa; Arthropoda; Insecta; Hymenoptera; Formicidae. The coding region runs from base 168 to 1646 and encodes 492 amino acids.